This is a messenger RNA of Chiloscyllium plagiosum (whitespotted bambooshark), 1663 nucleotides long. NCBI's taxonomy places the organism in Eukaryota, Metazoa, Chordata, Chondrichthyes, Orectolobiformes, Hemiscylliidae. The record is from RefSeq and is a predicted model, not a curated record.
GACCAAGAGAAGCGAACACCACUUCAUGCUGCUGCCUACCUGGGUGAUGUUCAGAUCAUUGACAUUCUCAUUCAAUCUGGUGCUAAUGUGAAUGCGAAGGACAACUUGUGGCUCACACCAUUACAUCGAGCUGCAGCCUCUCGCAAUGAGAGAGCCGUGAACGUCCUGCUGAAACACUCCGCCGACGUGAAUGCCCGGGACAAGCAAUGGCAGACCCCGUUCCACGUUGCUGCUGCCAACAAGGCGGUGAAAUGUGCCGAGCUCCUGAUCCCGCUGCUGAGCAGCGUGAACGUCUCUGACCGCACUGGGAGGACCGCUCUGCAUCACGCUGCCUACAGCAGCCACACUGAGAUGGUUCACCUACUGUUGAGUAAAGGGGCCACUGUCAGUGCGUGUGACAAAAAGGAAAGGCAGCCGAUUCACUGGGCUGCGUACGCAGGGCACCUGGAGGUGGUGAAGAUGUUGUCCUCACGUGGGUCUGACGUGACUGGGAAGGACAAGCGAGGUUACACACCGCUGCAUGCUGCUGCUUCAAAUGGACAAGUCGACGUGGUCAAAUACCUCCUCAACCUCGGGGUGGAGAUCGAUGAGCCUAACGCCUACGGGAACACUGCCCUCCACGUCGCCUGUUACACUGGACAAGACGCGGUUGCCAACGAGCUGGUGAACUCUGGUGCCAACGUCAACCAGCCAAACGAGCAAGGCUUCACCCCGCUGCACUUUGCCGCCGUCUCCACCAACGGUGCGUUAUGUCUCGAGCUCCUGGUCAACAACGGGGCGGACGUCAAUGUUCAGAGUAAGGAUGGGAAAAGUCCGUUGCACAUGGCCGCAAUUCAUGGCAGGUUUACACGCUCUCAGAUCCUCAUCCAGAACGGUGGAGAGAUAGACUGUGCAGAUAUAUAUGGCAAUACUCCUCUACAUGUAGCUGCUAGGUACGGUCACGAAUUACUGAUCAGUACCUUAAUGACCAAUGGUGCUGACACCGCACGGCGUGGGAUCCACGGCAUGUUUCCUCUGCACCUGGCUGUACUUUACGGGUUUUCGGACUGCUGUCGCAAGUUACUCUCAUCAGGUCAAAUGUACAGCAUUGUGUCAUCGUUCAGUAACGUGCACGUCCUGUCCGCAGGCUUUGACAUAAAUACUCCCGAUGACCUCGGAAGGACCUGCCUUCAUGCUGCUGCUUCAGGAGGGUGAGUGACACCCCGCCAUCUCCUUGCUGCUCCCUGACCUCCUUCCCUCUUGUCUCCCACCCGGGCCUGUAGGUCUGCCUUGCACUAUGCAGCUGCCAGUGGCAGUUACCAGUGUACGGUUACAUUAAUAACCGCCGGUGCCAGUAUUGCCAGAACAGACAGCAGGGGCUGUACUCCUCUGCACUACGCUGCUGCUGCUUCUGAGUCCUACAGAAGGUAAGAUGGACGCUGACACUGGCCUGGGCUCUGCUGUCCCCGGGACCGCGAUCAGGGAGGGAGGUCUGGAGCUGUCCACCUCAGCCUCACAGACCAGUUUCACCCCCCCACCCCUCGGUUCCACACUUGCGUUGACACUUAAAAUCCCUCCGACCCUGCUGACCUCCUUAGUCACGCGUGUAAGGAGGGGUGAUCUAAAACCAGGGGCACGGUUCUAAAAGGGGUUGUUUUCCAUUCUUCCACAGGGAUGAGGGGGU